Candidula unifasciata is the source of this 1581-nucleotide messenger RNA. The record is from the annotation of a GenBank genome assembly. NCBI's taxonomy places the organism in Eukaryota, Metazoa, Mollusca, Gastropoda, Stylommatophora, Geomitridae.
AUGAAAAUAACAAGGCAGUUUUCACAUCGCUGUGCUGUAUUCUUGCUGACAUUUUUCAGUUAUGCAUUCUUCCAUGCAAAUAGAAAGGCAUUCAGUAAUGUGAAAACUUCUACUGGAAAUGUUUGGACUCCAAGUUUUCAUAAUGCAACUCUUCCACCACUGAAACCAGACAAGAUAUGGAACAGUCAUACUUUAUUUAACAAUGCAGACGGUGCCGAGCAUUUUCAAGGAAUUCUGGACACAGCUUUCAUGGCUGCUUAUGCUGUUGGACUCUUCCUCAAUGGCUACAUUGGAGAUAGGGUCAACAUGAGGAUUCUCCUGGCUGUCGGCAUGGCAGGCACCUCAGUCACGGUGUUUGUGUUUGGGUGUGUUUGUGAGUGGGCAUCAUACUACAACAUAUACUUCUAUGCAGCUGUGUGGAUCAUAAAUGGCUUUUUGCAGUCCACUGGUUGGCCUGUAGUCGUUGCUUGUAUGGGAAACUGGUUUGGGAAAAGCAGUCGCGGUGUUUUGCUUGGCUUGUGGAGCUCUUGUGCCUCAGUAGGAAACAUUAUAGGAGCUCUGAUGGUUGCUUCGGUGUUGUCCUAUGGGUAUCAGUAUGCCUUUUUGAUGACCUCUUGUGUUCUCCUGUCUGGAUCCUUUAUGGUCUUCUUUGGAUUGGUUCCAUCACCGGAAGAUGUGGGUCUAGAGAGGUCUUCUGAUGAUAAAGAUGAUGAUGAUGAACAAAGUCCUAGCAUUAACACACAUGGCAGGGAUCAGAAAGCACCUCUGUUGUCUGACGUUCCAAAUUAUGGCAGUGCCAGCUCAGAUGAAGAGAGCAGUCCUUACCAAGUGGGCAGAUCUAUCAAUCCUGAAGAUGGUGUCAGUUAUGAAAUACAAGCUACCAGACCAGCUUCCAUAUCAUUCUGGAGUGCUUGUCUCCUGCCAGGAGUGAUUCCAUAUUCAUUAGCAUAUGCCUUUUUGAAGCUUGUCAACUACUCAUUCUUUUUUUGGCUGCCAUUUUAUCUGAGCAAUGCUUUCCAUUGGUCUGAAAGUUUUGCAGACAAACUGUCGACACUCUAUGAUGUUGCUGGCAUUGUGGGUGGAACUAUUGCAGGAUUUAUUUCAGAUCGUGUUGGUAAGAGGACUGUUUUAAUUGUACCCAUGCUGUUGGUGUCAAUCCCUUCACUUCUUAUUUACAGCAAUUCACCAAAUAGUUUUAGCAUAAACUCUGCCUUGAUGUUUCUGGUUGGGUUUUUCAUUGGAGGAGCUGCCAAUUUGAUCAGUUCUGCUGUUUCUGCAGAUCUGGGCUGUCAGAAACAACUCCGUGGCAAUGAUCGGGCCUUGGCAACCGUGACUGGAGUCAUAGAUGGCACAGGAAGUGUUGGUGCAGCUCUUGGCCAGAUUGCUGUCCCAUAUCUGCAGACUGGCUUUAACUGGCAUGCAGUGUUUUAUCUAUUUAUGAUUUGUAUGUUUCUGACAGCGGUGUGCCUGUUCCCACUUUUCUUUAAGGAAAUCAGAAGUUUGAAGUGCUUUUCUCGUUGCAGACAAAGGGCCAAUUACCCGACUGUCCAGGAUAGAGAGUAUCUUGCUAGUAGCAGUUGA